This is a messenger RNA of Symphalangus syndactylus (siamang), 2524 nucleotides long. It is a transcript of the gene RNF217, whose product is annotated as ring finger protein 217. Gene Ontology annotation, molecular function: zinc ion binding; ubiquitin-protein transferase activity. Lineage: Eukaryota; Metazoa; Chordata; Mammalia; Primates; Hylobatidae. The record is from RefSeq and is a predicted model, not a curated record. Gene Ontology annotation, biological process: protein ubiquitination.
CAGAAGCGGAGCCGCGCGUGGAGCCUAGACACUGCCCCCGCUGCCCGCCGGCGCCGGGUGGGGGUCCCGGCGGCUGGAUGGGCAGCGGCGGCGCGGGCCGCGGGCGGCGAUGGGCGAGGAGCAGAGCACGGUGAGCGGCGGCGGCGGGCCCCAGGAGUCGCAGACCCUGGCCAGUGGCACUGCGGGCCACCCUGAGCCCUCGAGGCCUCAGGAGGACAGCGCCCGGGCGCCCCCGCUGCGCGCCGCCUCCGCGGAGCCGAGCGGCGGUGGCUGCGGAAGCGACUGGGGCUGCGUGGACACCAGCGCCCCGGAGCCCGCGAGGAGCCUGGGGGCCCCGGGCUGGAGUAAGAGCCGAGCACCGGCGCAGCUUGCGGGAGUGGCACUCACCGGGCCUCUCAAUCCCCAGACCUUGCAACUGCAGUUGGAGCUGGAGGAGGAAGAGGAGGAAGCUGGGGAUCGAAAAGAGGGAGGGGAUGAACAGCAGGAGGCGCCCCCCGGCGAAGAGCUGGAGCCCAGGACCCGCGCGGGGGCCGCCGACGGACUGGUCCUGGACGUGCUGGGUCAGCGGCGCCCGCCCCUCGCCAAGAGACAAGUCUUUUGCUCCGUGUACUGCGUGGAGAGCGACCUGCCCGAGGCCCCCGCCUCGGAGCAGCUCUCGCCGCCCGUGUCGCCACCUGGGACUCCGCCAGUGCUGAACCCUCCCAGCACCCGCUCUUCCUUCCCUAGCCCCCGACUGUCCCUCCCAACGGAUUCCCUCUCCCCCGACGGCGGCAGCAUCGAGCUGGAGUUCUACCUGGCGCCCGAGCCGUUCUCCAUGCCCAGCCUGUUGGGAGCUCCACCCUACUCUGGCCUGAGCGGUGUAGGGGAUCCCUAUGCGCCCCUCAUGGUGCUGAUGUGCCGGGUGUGCCUGGAAGACAAGCCCAUCAAGCCCCUGCCUUGCUGCAAGAAGGCCGUGUGCGAGGAGUGCCUCAAAGUCUACCUGAGCGCCCAGGUACAACUUGGCCAAGUAGAAAUCAAAUGCCCCAUCACAGAGUGUUUUGAAUUCUUGGAAGAAACAACUGUUGUCUAUAACUUAACGCAUGAAGACUCCAUCAAGUAUAAGUACUUCUUGGAACUUGGCCGUAUUGAUUCCAGCACCAAGCCGUGUCCUCAGUGCAAGCACUUUACAACCUUCAAGAAAAAAGGACAUAUUCCCACCCCUUCCAGAUCAGAAAGCAAAUACAAAAUCCAGUGCCCUACCUGCCAAUUCAUCUGGUGUUUUAAGUGCCACUCUCCUUGGCAUGAAGGUGUUAACUGCAAGGAGUACAAAAAAGGAGACAAAUUGUUGCGUCACUGGGCCAGCGAAAUUGAGCAUGGGCAGAGGAAUGCCCAGAAGUGUCCAAAGUGCAAGAUCCACAUCCAGCGAACUGAAGGAUGUGACCAUAUGACCUGCUCACAAUGUAACACUAAUUUUUGUUACCGAUGUGGUGAGAGAUACCGCCAGCUCCGAUUUUUUGGAGACCACACAUCAAACCUCAGUAUAUUUGGAUGCAAAUAUCGCUACCUCCCAGAGAGACCUCAUUUAAGGAGAUUGGUGCGAGGGUCAGUCUGUGCUGGAAAAUUAUUCAUUGCACCUCUAAUUAUGGUUUUGGGAUUGGCACUAGGGGCCAUAGCGGUUGUAAUCGGUUUAUUUGUAUUUCCUAUCUAUUGCCUUUGUAAAAAACAGAGAAAACGAUCACGGACAGGUAUGCACUGGUAACAUGCAGAUGAUUUCAUCCAGCUAAGCUGGUUGGAGUAGGAGCGAUACCGAAGGGUACACCCAUCUGUGAGUCACAUCUUGAAAAACACUGAGAGGAACCUUCUACCAUCUCAUCUCCCAGUGAUUCUCCGUGGGCCACAAUGCCUCUAGCUAUGGUGCACUCCCAACAUGGUAUCCUGUCCUUUCCCUAAACAAAUUGCUGCUGCUUUUAAAAAAUGGUCACUUUCAUAAACUAUAAACAUCUAUAUCAUAACUCUGACCUUUGUGGUUCUUGGAAGAAGAUACUUUAAGAACCAGUUAUCCUAAGAAUUCUGAGCACGCCUCUUCUAAGAAUUGCUUGGACUGUCUUUGAACUCUGCACCUCCUUCCAGGCCAUCUUGUGAGACUUGGUGUGAAUAGCUGAAGUCCUAUCUGUACCAACAAGCAAGGCCACUUUUCAGAACAUAAGAGUUCACUGAAUGCACCUGUUAUAAUCUGUGGCCCCAGCAGUAUAAUUGUUCUAUCUUUCAAAUGUUAUAAUUGCUAAAGUCUCAAUGUCCAAAAGGGAAUGAGUGAAACUAAAUUAAUGAGAAGAAUACUAAGUUACUGAAGUGUAUAUGUGUAGGAGUGUGAAUGUGUGUGUAUAUAAAUAUGUAUUAAAACUAGGCCCAAUAACCCUGUAUUUACCCAGUUCCAUGCCGCUACACUAGUUUUCCACAUUUUCAUAGACCUGUUGAAAGAUGCUGGUUCCUUUGUGGACGUAAUUUGGCAGUGUAUUAAAUUAAAGUCAAUGUACACAACAGGCGA